Molecule: messenger RNA, 1428 nt
Organism: Hyaloscypha bicolor E
Lineage: Eukaryota; Fungi; Ascomycota; Leotiomycetes; Helotiales; Hyaloscyphaceae
Exons: 1
Coding region: 52-1203 (383 amino acids)
Source: RefSeq, a predicted model, not a curated record
CUUUGUGAUUCAUAAACAAACGACCCAACCUAUCUUAUCGCCCUUAACGUCAUGAUUCGAAACCGCUGUACAGCUUUGAUUCGAGAUACUGCCCCGGAACGACCGCGCAAUUCGCCCCCGCUCACCUUUCUGUCCCUCUCCCGCGAAAUUCGCGAUGAAAUCUAUGGUUUAGGGCUGGUAUCAACGUCGCCUAUCAUUGUCUGGAAGGGUCAAUGGAAAGGGGAAUACCAUUAUCACCCUGAACCUGAAGGGGAGGCGUGGCCAUCGAAUGAGAGGAUGAGACGUCUUUCUUCUGCUUUACACUGGCAAGAGGUCGACCAAGAAGCUAUAUUAGCAAGCCUCCGACCUCUAGCUGUGAAUCUUAUCUUGUGUAACAAGACCGUGAGCCACGAGGCAGCUCGGAUGUUCUAUACGAAGAACACGUUUGCGUUCCUGGGACAGCAUAAUUGGGAUCCUAUCGUCUCAUGGCUCCGAACCAUUGGUCCGGCAAACCGAGCCUCCCUAGUUUCGAUAGAAGUGAACGCAGGGCGACCGGAUCCCGUGUGGCAAUGUUCAAAUGGUGAGAGGUUUGCGAACGCAGAGGGCAAAACCCGUUGGGAGAUAUAUCCACGGCAUCCUUUCUUGCAGCUCCCCACCACCGAAGGGCGUUUACGAUGUGGCCGAGCAGAAAAUAUCAACCCAGCCGUCGAAAUGAUAUUCGUAUUGCUAGGCCAGAGGACAACGGAGCAAAAAGUCACGAUUGUUAUGGACCUUAACAGAUGUUCAUAUCCAGGAGGGAGAAUGCUGCGCAAUCCAACCGACCCCUGUCCCGAAAACGGGUGGUAUAGCAUGGAUCUUCCAAACCUGAUUGAAAAAUUUCGAUCACUUCACGCACAGCAAGUAGAGGUACUCUGGAAAGGAAAUGACUGUCGAAAAGAGCUCGAAGAUCAGCAAACAAUGAUGGAAAGCAUCAGUUGGGAUGUAAAGGUGUUGCCAGCCACGGAAGACGAACUCCACCCUCACCCUGAGUUUCAUGGUUGCCAUCCUGCGUCUGACGAGUGGAGAAUUGCGAAGUACGUGCUGAGAAGAAAGGAGCUGACGGGACCGCUCUGGCAAGAUCCUUGCCCAUUAUUUCAUAUGUGUCACCCGAGUCUAUGCAAUCCUCGAAUCACUGAAGUGCCUAAGUUUCCAUCUCUAUUACAACUGAGCAAGGGAUUUCUAUAGAUAAGGCUCAUAUUUCGUUUGGCAAGGCGUCUUUCAUUGCUACAUAGCAAUCAAUGGGCCGAAGCCGGAGAUCGGAGACGUCAACUGAGGUUCAGUGACAGAGAAUGAUAUAAUUGACUUGAAUCCUCGAUGCAAGUGCUUGCUGUAGGACCUUGAAUGUACUAUGUAUUAAUAGAAAUAACGGGACUAGAACUAUAUUGAAAGCAAUCACAAAUUUAAUAUGCA